Molecule: messenger RNA, 2718 nt
Organism: Pygocentrus nattereri (red-bellied piranha)
Lineage: Eukaryota; Metazoa; Chordata; Actinopteri; Characiformes; Serrasalmidae
Product: class I histocompatibility antigen, F10 alpha chain-like
Exons: 6
Coding region: 119-1183 (354 amino acids)
Biological process (GO): immune response
Cellular component (GO): external side of plasma membrane
Source: RefSeq, a predicted model, not a curated record
UACAGUCAAAACAUUACAGCUGGAAUUUCUGGCAACCCAUUUCCUGACAGAAGAAGUGAAAGUAGAAGAUAUGAAGGACUUCUCAGUCAUUUUCUAUGUGUAAUGUUUCUCUAUAAAAAUGUUACAUGUACAAAAUGACCGUCGUUGCUGGGUAAUGGAUGAUCAACACGAUGUGCAGAAGUGGCUCCUUCUACUGCUGCUCAGCGCACAGGCGGCGUCCCACUCCCUCCAAUACAUCAUCACUGAAACCACUCCAGGAACAGAUCUCCCAGAGUACACUGUGGUUGGUCUGGUGGAUGGAGAGCAGUUUGUAUACUAUGACAGCAACAUCAGGAAGAUGAUUCCAAAGACGGAGUGGAUGCAGAAGAAUAUGGCUGAAAAGUACUGGACCAGUGAGACACACAAGCAGGAUCAAGUUCAAGUGAUCUUCAGGGCUAAUCUGGCUAUUUUAAUGAAGAGGUUUAAUCAGACAGACGGGGUUCACACGUUACAGAGGAGGUCUGGCUGUGAGCUGUGUGGAAACGGCACCGUUACUGGAUACUUUCAGUUUGGUUACGAUGGAGAAGACUGGAUGAGUCUGGAUAUGAGCACAUUAACCUGGACUGCAGCACAUCAGAAAGCUCUUAGUACCAAACUCAAGUGGGAGGCUGCUGGAGAUCCAAAUAACAGGAAGCACUAUCUGGACUACGACUGCGUCGACUAUUUACGGAAGUAUGUGGAGUACGGCAGAUCCACUCUGGAGAGGAAAGUUCCUCCUGAGGGGUGUCUGUUCCAGAAGGACUCUUCUUCUCCAGUGGUGUGUCAUGCUACAGGUUUCUUCCCCAAAGCAGUGAACAUCUCCUGGCAGAAGAAUGGAGGGGAUCUGCAUGAGGACGUGGAGCUCAGAGAGACGCUACCCAACCAGGAUGGAACCUUCCAGAAGAGGAGCGUUCUGACCGUCUCACCUGAGGAGCUGGACAGACACAACUACACCUGCAUCAUUCAGCACAGCAGCCUGGAGGAGCAGGUGGUGCUGCAGGUGUCUGAACGCAGAGUCCUGUCAGAUAAAGGAUCAAGUAUCGUCGUCAUCAUCUUUAGCACAGUGGUGGCUGGUCUUCUUCUCAUCAUUGUCUGUGUUGGACUUUUCAUCUGGAAGCGGAAGAAGUCUGCUUCUGAGGAAGCCUCACCAUCCAUCAGCUCCUAAAGACCAAAGGUCUUCAGGUUUAUUACAGAGAGUCUUUCUUACACAAUAUGAGGUUUUUGCAGUGUUGCAGAUCAAGUGCUUUCAAUGUGUGUUACAACUCAGUUGAGUGUCUUCAUGGUCAGGAUAUUAUUUCUUUAUUGUGGAUUCACCAAAUGGCUCAAAUUCAAGUAGGAGUGGGCAAUAUGAACUUAUUCAUAUCACAGUAUUUUCCAUUAUUCACACAGUAACAAUCUGAUAGUUACAAUACAGAAAAAAAGGUGAAAACAUUAAUAAUAGCAUCAGUAAAUGAAUGGCAGAAAAACUGCAAAUCUGGCAACCCUGAGUCACAGGAUUAAUCUGUUUUGUCUAAUUGAGCGAAACAAAGGAGUUAAAAUGGAAACACUUGGAAAGUAACACCACAUCUGGACAAAUGUUCGCCGUGUGCACACCCGUAUUACAGGGAUCGGUAUAGUGUAGUGGGUAACACCUCUGCCUUCUACACUGUAGACUGGGGGUCAGUCCACCACCAGGGCAGCAACCUACACUAUACCAAUAAGAGUCCUUGGGCAAGACUCCUAACACUACCUUUGCCUACCUGUGUGAAAUGAUCACGUCAGCCAAAUGCUGUAAAUGUAAAUUACAGCAUCCAUAGAGCAGCAAAAUUCAUAUAAUGAGAAAACGCCAUACCGGUUCACUUUUCCCUGGUAUACCACCCACUCGUAACUUUAAGCAGUGCCAUUAGAGAACCUGCAGGGCCUAAACAUGUUCUUCAGUGUCAGAUUACGGAUUAGUACCAGGUCAGACCAGCCCUCAGACUCCCUCUCCUUGGGCAAGACUCCUAACACUACCUUGUGUAAAAUGGUCAAAUGGUAAAAUAUUUCAGUCCAUUAAUCUAUAGUUAUAGUUAAAUUCCACGUUUUGUUAGUUUUCUGAAACAUAUAUAAAUAAGGGAACAUCCUCUACAGAGACACACUUCUGCACAUUUUAAUACACAAUUACUGUUUACUUACUGAAUUUAAUAUCAGGAAAAAUAAAACAACAUGUAGCCAAAGCAAAAGUAAUGACAUUAUAAUUUUUCAAACAUUGAAUUAAAUAGUGCAUUAAAACGUGUAGAGGCGUGUUCUCUGUAGAGGAUGUUACUUUCACUUAGAAACAACAAUGCAGUUUUACAUACAGUUGUAUUGAUGUUAAAGAGAGAAUUUGAUACUUUAUAUUUGGGUUUAUCUGCGUUUUGAGCCACACAUUUGUUUUGUGACUUGUUUUGCAAGCAAAAUUGGUGUUAAAUGUGCAAUAUAUUCAACAGAAUGGAAUAAUGCAAUAAAUAUUUUAUUGUAAUGCAUAAAAUCAAUUGUACAGAAGUUGUAAAUAAUACUUUUGUAAUAUUUAUUAACAGUACGUAUUUAGUUAUAUAGUGCCCUGCUGUGUAAGCCAUGUCUGUUUUUUUUAAUGGGUCUUUAUUUGUACUGUUCACAUUAGCAAUGCUUUAUGUUUGUGAUUAAAUGUUAUAUUUGUCUCCUGACUUUAAGGCUCAUUUUUUUCUUGGUGUAUCUUCAUCA